Messenger RNA from Actinia tenebrosa (Australian red waratah sea anemone), 846 nucleotides. Its product is annotated as neurotrypsin-like. NCBI's taxonomy places the organism in Eukaryota, Metazoa, Cnidaria, Anthozoa, Actiniaria, Actiniidae. The record is from RefSeq and is a predicted model, not a curated record. Gene Ontology annotation, cellular component: membrane.
AUGGCAAAGAUCAUUAACACCAGCACCACCAGCAUCUUCAUUGUGACUUCUGCAGCUAGAGUCAGCAUUCCCCCAUCCRGGAGCAUGUGUUAUGUGGUAGUAUCAGUCACCUUCCACAAUAGUCAAUGGGGAACAGUGUGUCAAGAUUACUGGGAUAUGGAGGAAGCCAAGGUUGCAUGUCGACAACUUGGUUUUACCAAGACUCUAGGACCUUGGUGGUAUGGACGAGGGAMGGGACCAGUCUGGCUAGACGACAUGGGAUGUACAGGAUCCGAGGCCUCUCUUCAAAACUGUCCUCAUGCUKGAUGGGGAAGUAGAUGGCCAACCAUAAGUAAAUGGGGAACGAUCUGUGACGAUGACUGGGAUAUGAAUGACGCAACAGUUGCUUGUAGACAACUUGGUUUCACCAAAGAUUUAAGAUUUUGGCACYUUGGACGAGGAAAGGGACCAGUGUGGCUAGAUGAAAUGUCAUGUACUGGUACAGAUGCCUCACUUCAUAGCUGUUCUCACCCUGGAUGGGGAAAUGCUGACUCUGGCUGCAGAAGUCACAAUGAAGAUGCUGUCAAAUUCGUCUACCACAUUGGUCAAUGGGGAACAGUGUGUCAUGAUUACUGGUACAUGGAGGAAGCCAGGGUGGCAUGUCGACAACUUGGCUUUACCAAAGCUCUAGGACCUUGGCACAGUGGAAAAGGGACGGGGCCAGUCUGGCUAGAUAACAUGGGUUGUACAGGAUCAGAGACCUCACUUCARAGSUGUUCUCAUCCUGGCUGGGGUGUCUCUGACUCUGCCUGCAAAACUCACAAAUAUGAUGCUGGUGUUGUUUCAUAUGAAAAACCAAACAUUUAA